Vigna umbellata (rice bean) is the source of this 375-nucleotide messenger RNA. The record is from RefSeq and is a predicted model, not a curated record. Lineage: Eukaryota; Viridiplantae; Streptophyta; Magnoliopsida; Fabales; Fabaceae.
AUGGGUGUGGGUGGAACUGCAGAUUUUUUCUACAAGGAGGCUCAACGGCUAAGCUACGUGGCUCCCUCCGCCUUCAAACUUCUUCAGAUUCAGGUUUGCACUCCCGAUCUCGAUCGUGGUGCCACCGUUCUCGACCUCGGUUGCGUUCUCGGAAGGUGGCUCAAGGUGGCUUGUCAGAGCUUAGGACCCUUCCACGGAAGAGGCUCCGUCCUCGGCGUCGACACCAAAAAAGUCAAGGUUCUCUUGCAAGUUUCGAUUCUAGGGUUUAGACCAUCCCUUGCCGGUUUUGAUUUCUGGAUGACGCUUUGUAGGUUGAAAAUUGUUGAUGAGGAUGAAUGGAGGUUGCGCGAAGUGAGGUUGGGGGAAACAAUUUGA